GGAGGAGGGAGCGGCGGCAGCGGCGGCAGCGGCGGCGGCAUUGUGCGCGCACCAGCAGCCCGGCCCGGGAGGAGCAGGACGCGCCGGGGCCGCCUCCUCCCGCACGGACCCAUGAACCAGCCGGGCGGCGCGGCGGUUCCGCAGGCUGACGGAGCCAGUGCGGCUGGAAGGAAAAGCACGGCGAGCAGGGAGCGCUUGAAGCGCAGCCAGAAGAGCACCAAGGUGGAGGGGCCAGAGCCCGUGCCGGCCGAGGGCUCGCUGAGCGCCGAGCAGGGGACGAUGACGGAGGUGAAGGUGAAGACGGAGGUGCCCGACGACUACAUCCAGGAGGUGAUCUGGCAGGGCGAGGCCAAGGAGGAGAAGAAGGCCGUCAGCAAGGAUGGGACGGGCGACGUGCCUGCCGAGAUCUGCGUGGUGAUCGGCGGCGUCCGCAACCAGCAGACCCUCGGGUCCUACGAGUGUGGGAUCUGUGGCAAGAAGUACAAGUACUACAACUGUUUCCAGACCCACGUACGUGCACACCGAGACACUGAAGCCACCUCAGGGGAGGGAGCCUCCCAAGGCAAUAAUUUCAGGUACACGUGUGACAUCUGCGGGAAGAAGUACAAAUACUACAGCUGUUUCCAGGAGCACCGAGACCUGCACGCAGUGGAUGUGUUCAGUGUGGAAGGGGCCCCCGAGAACCGGGCAGAUCCCUUCGACCAAGGUGUCGUGGCCACUGAAGAGGUGAAGGAGGAACCCCCGGAACCAUUCCAGAAAAUCGGGCCAAUGAACAAUAUUACAUCAGAAAUUUUUAAGAAGAAAGAAGUUAGGCAGACCCAAAAGAGAGAAACCGGCAAUUACACCUGUGAAUUCUGCGGGAAGCAGUACAAGUACUACACGCCCUACCAGGAGCAUGUGGCCUUACACGCCCCCAUCAGUACCGCCCCCGGGUGGGAGCCACCGGACGAUCCAGACACGGGCUCUGAGUGCUCACAUCCGGAGGUCUCCCCGACUCCACGCUUCGUGGCCGCGAAGACCCAGACGAACCAGUCGGGGAAAAAAGCUUCGGCCUCCGUGGUCCGAUGCUCCACCCUCUUGCACCGCACCCCUCCAGCCACCCAAACCCAGACGUUCCGCACUCCGAAUUCGGGAUCUCCGGCGAGCAAGGCAACUGCAGCAGAAAGCGCUUUCAGUCGGAGAGUAGAAAGCAAAGCACAAAACCACUUUGAAGAGACGAAUAGCAGUUCCCAAAACUCCAGCGAAACUGCAAGUCCCCUGAUUUCCAAUACUUUCCCUCUCCUACAGAAACCCUACACAUGCGGCGCCUGCGGGAUCCAGUUCCAGUUCUACAACAACCUGCUGGAGCACAUGCAGUCCCACGCAGCGGACAACGAGAACAACAUCGCCUCCAACCAGUCCCGGUCGCCCCCCGCUGUCGUGGAGGAGAAGUGGAAACCCCAGGCCCAGAGGAACAGCGCCAACAACGCCACGACCACUGGUUUGACAUCCAACAGCAUGAUCCCCGAGAAGGAGCGGCAGAACAUCGCAGAGCGGCUGCUGCGGGUGAUGUGCGCCGACCUGGGCGCGCUGAGCGUGGUAAGCGGGAAGGAGUUCCUGAAAUUGGCCCAGACGCUGGUGGAUAGUGGUGCCCGAUACGGGGCCUUCUCGGUCACUGAGAUCCUGGGCAACUUCAACACGCUGGCGCUGAAGCACCUGCCGCGCAUGUACAACCAGGUGAAGGUGAAGGUGACGUGUGCCUUGGGCAGCAACGCCUGCCUGGGCAUCGGCGUCACCUGUCACUCCCAGAGUGUCGGCCCCGACUCCUGCUACAUCCUCACCGCCUACCAGGCCGAGGGCAACCACAUCAAGAGCUAUGUGCUGGGUGUGAAGGGAGCGGACAUCCGCGACAGCGGCGACCUGGUGCACCACUGGGUGCAGAACGUGCUGUCCGAGUUUGUGAUGUCGGAGAUCAGGACAGUGUACGUGACGGACUGCCGGGUGAGCGCGUCUGCCUUCUCCAAGGCCGGCAUGUGCCUGCGCUGCUCAGCCUGUGCCUUGAACUCGGUGGUGCAGAGCGUGCUGAGCAAGCGGACGCUGCAGGCCCGCAGCAUGCACGAGGUCAUCGAGCUGCUCAAUGUGUGCGAGGACCUGGCGGGCUCCACGGGCCUCGCCAAGGAGACCUUCGGGUCGCUGGAGGAGACCUCGCCACCGCCCUGCUGGAACUCGGUCACCGACUCGCUGCUGCUGGUGCACGAGCGCUACGAGCAGAUCUGUGAGUUCUACAGCAGGGCCAAGAAGAUGAACCUCAUCCAGAGCCUCAACAAGCACCUGCUCAGCAACCUGGCGGCCAUCCUGACACCGGUGAAGCAGGCGGUCAUCGAGCUGAGCAACGAGAGCCAGCCCACCCUGCAGCUGGUGCUGCCCACCUACGUCAGGCUGGAGAAGCUGUUCACGGCCAAGGCCAAUGACGCAGGCACCGUCAGCAAGCUCUGCCACCUCUUCCUGGAAGCCCUCAAGGAGAACUUCAAGGUGCACCCAGCGCAUAAGGUGGCCAUGAUCCUGGACCCACAGCAGAAGCUGCGGCCUGUCCCGCCCUAUCAGCAUGAGGAAAUCAUCGGCAAGGUGUGCGAGCUCAUCAACGAGGUUAAGGAGUCCUGGACCGAGGAGGCUGACUUUGAACCCGCCGCCAAGAAGCCCCGCUCCGCCACUGGUGAGAACCCCACAGCUCAGGAAGACGAUCGGCUGGGGAAGAACGAAGUGUACGAUUACCUGCAGGAGCCCCUCUUCCAGGCCACCCCUGAUCUCUUCCAGUACUGGUCGUGCGUCACCCAGAAGCACACGAAACUGGCCAAGCUGGCCUUCUGGCUCCUCGCCGUGCCGGCCGUGGGGGCCAGGAGCGGGUGUGUGAAUAUGUGUGAACAGGCCCUUCUGAUCAAACGGAGGCGACUGCUCAGUCCAGAAGAUAUGAACAAACUCAUGUUUCUGAAAUCCAACAUGCUUUAAGACGUUACUUCCGAACAAAAGAAGAGAAAAAGAGAAGAGAACGGUAGGGAAAAAAAAUACACAACACUGUCGCAAACAAAGACAAGGAAUUUAAGUUCUAAACACUGUGGACCUCAUUAUAAAUGCCCCCUGGAAACUUAAGUGCUUUUUUCAGUGUGUGUGUGCAUGUGUGUGCACACGCGUGCCCCUGUGCGGGCGUGUCCAAGCGCACGUACCGUGGGUGCCGGCGUGGGGCUCUUUGCUCAUCGGCAUGGCCACAGAAGCUUCACACAUGCGCGCGCACACACACUACCCUGGUGCAGGUGCACACGCCCGCUCAUGGGCGUGUGUGCAUUAAACUGGGCGUGUCAGGAAAGCUGAGUGUUUGGGAAAGAGGGAGAACGCUUCACCUCCCUUUCUCAGCGAGGGGCUUUUAAGACUCCGUUUUCAGGUGUGCAGAUUGGUAGAACGCUGAUGUUGCAACAUGUUCAGGCAGCUGAGAUCUGAAGUGACUUGACGCUCUCUGUCCCUCACCCUGUGGUUCCCCCCCCCUUUCCCUUCAGGCCCCGCCCCCGGCCCCUCCCACCCUAAUGUGCCCCGCCCCUCCCCAGCUGCCACUCUCCAGACUGCAUCAGAUGGACGGUUUCUGCACUGGACUUUGUUCUCAUUCACCUUCAGGGCAUUGAGCUGCUGCCUCAGGGGCACCUUGGGUGUCCCAGGGCGGCCGCCUUAGAAACACCUCUCUCUCCCCGCAGAGCAGGAAAGGAGACUUUAAGAAUAGAAAGCUGACUUUUGGCUUUUUAAUGUAAGAGGGGAAAAAAAGACAUAUUUCAGAGAAGUAUUAAUGCUGUCUCCACUCUUUAAUAUUUUCUCCUAACUUUUUAGCAGUUUUUACCUUUUUGUUUUGUUUCGUUUUGGUUUGUUUUGUUCCUUCAAAUUUAAUUUAGACUCUGCUAGGAGGCACUGAAUGUCUAUAACUUAUAUGUUGAAGAUUUUUUUUUUUAUUGCCCUUUUUGUUCCUCAAGUCGCACUGUAAACUAGCUCAUCUCAGUGGUAUAUUCUCUCUCCUAAGGUUUUUAUUAGCCUUCCCUGUACAGUCCAGUUUCCGUGUAUUUGAACGGCAAAGACCAUGAACUAGUCUGUGCUGUUUGGAGACCAGGAGUGGGGGCUGGGGCCACAGGCUCCGCAGGGGUGAGGUCCAGGGGAAGCCGCGGGGAAGCACGUGGCUUCGGAGUUCUGAGUGCGAGAGGAAGCACCGCCCUCCUGGCUCACUGCGUCUGGUACUGCGAAUGUCUGAUUUCUAUACCCAGAGUGCAUUACACUACUCGCCGCAUCACUGACACUUCCAGCUCUGCAGGGACUCCCGAGUCGAUCCCUGUUCACGUCUGUCACGCCUCAGACCCACGGCCUCCCCUCCCUCCCCAGGACCCCAGGUGGUUCCGACGGUUCCAUGACCCGCAGCCCUGGGGCCCCCACAUGAGCCCCAGCCCUCCCUCCAGGACAAUAGUUGAGCAUGGUGCCUUGCGGGCCAAAUGAUUGAUGUCUUGAGGGUGGAAUAGCAUCCGGCCACUUGAACUUGAUGCUGUGAAAGAGGUCCUUAGGCUUUUCUCUCCUUGAGCAAUUUGGUUUCCAUACACUCAGUCCAAAUGCUGAGGGUACGGCCUCUCCCCUUCCCCAGAGGUGGUUCCUUCGGGAUCAGUGAUCAACCCCCGGACCCCACCUCUCUGUGAAUAAAGUGCUGGUGGUCUCACGCCUGCCGGUGUCCGUGGCUGUGGCACAGAGAUGGUCACACGGCGGGCUUCAGGCUGAGGAAGACCACCACUGCGGGGGGGCUGUUCACAAAGGCACAUUCUACCAUCCCUUCCUAAUAAUAAGGCAUUACUCAACUGCGAGAUACCUCGACUACAAAAAGCACUGUACAACAGUCCUCUCCCCCCCGGCCCGCGGCCGGUGGGGAAGCGAAGUUGGUGAGAAAACACUGUCCCCGGGGGCCCAACCUGCUCACUCUGCCUCGUGAGAACCGACGCUCCGAGUCUGGGACAUGCUGCAGCGCAUUCAUUCGAGUGGGCCGUUCCCACGUUCUCUCCAGCACCCCGUGGUCUCAGCAGCCACCCUCCACUUCCUCUCCCGGAGAAGCUCCUCUCCUGGGGAGGAGACGUGUUUCCUCUACAACAUUUCCAGCUGGGGUCACGCCAUCAGAGGAGCCUCCAUUCCAACUGGACAGUCACCUAAUGUCACUGCCUACAGUGCAUCGGCAGACCUCGGCCAGGCCUGUGGGGGCCUUCCAGAAGGCGGCUGCAGGCUUGCUGGGGAGUGACAGAUGCCUACGGCUAACGGUUCCUCCAGCUUCGCUUUGCUGCUGGGGACAGGCCCAUGGCGAGGCACUGGAACCACACCGGGAGGUACCCCAGCCGCUCCCUUCGUGUGGUCGGUGGGACCAGCCUUGGAGCCCGUCCUCCCUCUGCUUGGAGCUAAGCUAAGCUGGUGCCGCCCCGCUUGAGGGCCAGGUAGUUAGAAAACAGGCAUUUCUUUUUCUCGUAAAGCCAUCAGAGACCGAGUCCAGAUGUGCAUUUAGAACCUUCUUUGGAACGUGGGAUGUCUGCCCUCCAGGGUGAAAAUUGGAGUAAGUCUCACUUGAAUUCCAGAUCUCUUAAGUCAUAGGUGUCAGCUCCUGUUCUGUUUUUCCACUCCACCUCAGUUUGGUCCUUAAGAUGGUUUUGGUGUCCGAGGACAGGCACGGUGCCACUGGGUCCUCUGACAGCCGUCUCCUGGGGCCGCCUCAGCCCAAUGCGGUAACAAGGUGGCAGGUAGCCAUUCGCCUCUCACACCCUCUGGUUCCCCAGAAACUCGCGUUGCCAACAGGAAAGACUGUGCCUCGCGGGCAGUUCCCGUAGCGCAGGUCCUGCCCAGCCGGCAGCUUAACCACCCAAAGAUCUCCCAGGCCCAGACACUGGCCCCCUGAUUUACAGCAAUAUCCACCUUGUUGCAAUUCUGUUUCAGCCAAAGGACUGAGGUAGACCCUUCCACUUCGUCUCCAGGCACUCAGCCUGGCAGGGCCCUACGGGAGGGUUUUGUCUUCUGCUUCCUACUUCGGGGACUGCUGUAGGACUGUCCGCCACAGGCCCGUGGCAGCUGAUGACCAGAAACCAUGUCUGUCA
Messenger RNA from Phyllostomus hastatus (greater spear-nosed bat), 6122 nucleotides. RefSeq names its product zinc finger protein 618 (gene ZNF618). The coding region runs from base 112 to 2985 and encodes 957 amino acids. Lineage: Eukaryota; Metazoa; Chordata; Mammalia; Chiroptera; Phyllostomidae. The record is from RefSeq and is a predicted model, not a curated record. The transcript has 16 exons.